Molecule: messenger RNA, 1595 nt
Organism: Aspergillus glaucus CBS 516.65
Lineage: Eukaryota; Fungi; Ascomycota; Eurotiomycetes; Eurotiales; Aspergillaceae
Gene: pmp47
Product: putative peroxisomal membrane protein Pmp47
Exons: 3
Coding region: 241-1215 (324 amino acids)
Cellular component (GO): peroxisomal membrane
Molecular function (GO): ATP transmembrane transporter activity; AMP transmembrane transporter activity; FMN transmembrane transporter activity
Source: RefSeq, a predicted model, not a curated record
UUCGAACCGAAUGAUUACCGCGUCCUGGUCACUCAUAACAGCCCUCUCUACCUCUCUCCUGCAUUUCCUCUUUAACCCCUGUCUGGUCGUCUCUAGACGAUUGAUUCAAAAUAUUGCCACUUGAGUUCAGAUUAAAUCCAUCCCUCUCCCCGGCUAUAUAACUACACGCCUAUUCCAGAAAUACGCCGACUCCGCUAUCAUCUCCCCAUACUAACCACAUCGGACUAUUCCGUCGCCGUCAUGUCUCAGUCAACUAUCGAACAGCAGAAGAAGGUGGCGGCGGCUUCUGCUGCCGCCCAGCAAAGUGACAACAUAGCACAUGCAUUGUCUGGGGCUGGAGGCGGGGUCCUUUCCAUGGCUUUAACUUACCCCCUGAUUACCCUUUCGACGAGAGCGCAAGUCGAAUCGAAGCGUGCCCAUUCUACCACCCUUGAUGCCGUCCGUCGAAUUGUGCAGCGAGAAGGGUUCUCGGGUCUAUACGCGGGCCUGGAGUCUGCACUGUUCGGAAUUAGUGUCACCAAUUUUGUAUACUACUACUGGUAUGAGUGGACACGGGCCGCGUUUGAGAAGGCCGCUAUCAAGGCUGGCCGGGCUUCGAAAAAGCUCACGACCUUCGAGUCAAUGGUUGCUGGUGCUAUCGCUGGCAGUGCAACAGUCAUGAUUACCAACCCAAUCUGGGUCAUAAACACUCGGAUGACGGCCCGCAAGUCCGAUUCCGACGAGCAGAGCCUGCCCGGGACGCCCCCCAAGAAAGCACGACCGUCAACUAUCAGUACCCUGAUGGAGCUUCUUCGUGAAGAGGGCCCCAAAGCCCUUUUCGCUGGCGUUCUUCCGGCGCUCGUGUUGGUUAUCAAUCCCAUCCUCCAGUACACAAUCUUCGAGCAAUUGAAGAAUGUCUUGGAGCGCCGAAGACGUGUGACUCCGAAAGAUGCGUUUUAUCUCGGUGCUCUAGGCAAAAUCCUAGCCACUUCGAUUACGUAUCCUUAUAUCACAAUCAAGAGUCGGAUGCAUGUCGCUAGCAAAGACGGCCCCAAGGAGAGUCUGAAUGGAAGUUUGAAGAGAAUCAUCAAGGAGGAAGGCUACGUGGGUCUGUAUAAAGGCAUUGGACCAAAGGUGACCCAAAGUGCAAUCACUGCAGCAUUCUUGUUUGCAUUCAAGGAUGUUAUCUAUGGCAUGACAGUGGCCGCUCGGAGGAGACAGGCGGUCUCGAAAUAAAAAGAGAAUAAACCACCGAGCACGAUCAUAAGUGGGGGAUUUCGAAAAUGAUACCCAUGUUGUAAAUAUGUAGAGGGCUCCCUUCCCUGUGUUUGGAUGUUGCUGUCUUUGGGUAUAUCAUAUCUCUGUCUCUCUCCUUUCCCCCUCAUCAGUCUGUGUUGGCUGGGCUGUUUACAGCAUGCUUUAUUAAUUCGAUGGCAUUUUUUGCUGUAUGGGAACAUUACCAAAGGAUAAUUUUCCCCUGUAAGUUUCAUUAGUGUAUGAUAAUUCUGGAGAAGAAGAGUUUAUUAUGCUUCUCAACUGUUUUGCAUCAUGGGCUACUGGUCAAUUACUGUAUAUCUUGAGCUUAUGAGUGUGUCUAUAUUCUAUAUCAAAUGCAA